ACUCCCAUUGCUGAACCAAGCCUUCACUGCCUUGUACCUGCUACAGAAAUCCUUCACAAGAUCAACAGUGCUCUGUGGUGUGACACUAGACCGCCGUAGAAAUCUGUGAUCUUAGCUCAACAACCCGAAUGACAUCAAGCGGACCAGCGGCGGGAGCACCGAACGUGGCAGGAGCCGCGAUGUCAGAACCUUCGACUGCCAUCCCCGCAGUUCCAACCGCCACUGGAAGUCCACCUGCGGCACCUCUCGUUCAAGCAGCCGCCCUUACAAUCACCAUUCCUCCCCCUACUGUCACGUCCUUUACAGUAAAAAAUCCGCUCGCAGCCAUGUCAGCGUCCAAGCCACGUCAUCGGAGAAAAAGCACCAGCAGGCGAGCUCAGUCCGUUUCGCCGAUGAUGCUGACGUGGAGCCCGCCGAAACUGGCGUCGCGAAUGACGGAGGAGGGGAAGACGCAGGGGGAGGGGGAGGAGGAGCGUCGACGCUGAUUGCCAAGGGAUCGUCAGUGGAUGGCGGCGCGGAGCUCAGCGCGUCGGAACCGUCUGACGACGGAAUACCGUUGGAGUCGACGAGCCGCGCGAGCAGCCAGCGGGAGCGCGAGGAGUGGCAGCUGGACGUGAGCCAGUUCGAGGCGGCGCGGCGAGACCUCAACGAAAGCCGGGGGAGGAAGCGAAUGCUCAAGCUGGGUGGGCGGAACCCCGUGGACGGAUACUACCGGCAGCAGAACGAGAUGAUUGACGGAUUUAGCGAGAUGGACGCUCUCAGUGAGCAGCUGCUGCCGCCCACUCCCAGCGAGGUCAGGGAGGCGCAGAGGCUCCAUCGCAGCGAAUUCACGGCUGUGCAGGUGUCCAACGGCGCCAACGUGUGUCUGUUUAUCGUCAAGAUCAUCGCCUCAGUGGUCAGCGGCAGCCUGGCCAUCAUGGCGUCCACGCUGGACUCGCUCCUGGACCUGCUCUGCGGGUUCAUCCUCUGGUACACGGCGCGGGCCAUGCGGAAGAAGAAUCCGUACAAGUACCCAAUUGGGAAGAGACGGAUGCAGCCGCUGGGCAUCAUAGUGUUUGCGUCCAUCAUGGCGUCUCUCGGCUUCCAAAUUCUUCUAGAGGGAGUCAGGAAGCUCUCAGAUUCGAACCACGAGUCCGGCCUGCCUGAGAAGUGGCCGGUGUAUGUGGGCAUCAUGUGUCUUGUCAUCCUCACCAAGGCCAUCCUCUUCCUCUACUGCCGCCUCUUCUCCGACGAUAUCGUGCAAGCCUACGCUCUGGACCACAUGAUGGACGUGGUGACCAACACGGUGGGGCUCACAGCAGCAGUGCUGGCGGGGGAAUACGCCUGGUGGAUCGACCCGGUCGGGGCUAUCGGCCUCGCCCUCUACACCAUGUUCAACUGGGGCCGCACCGUGCUUGAGAACGUGCGCUCCCUGACGGGACGAACGGCGCCGCCUGCCUUCCUGCAGAAGCUGACUUACCUGUGCUGGAACCACCACCGGGAGAUCCUGGCCAUUGACACCGUCCGAGCGUACACCUUUGGAGCAUCAUACUUCACUGAAGUGGAUGUCGUGCUGCCUGAAGAAAUGCCACUCAAGGAGGCACACGAUAUAGGCGAGGCUCUCCAAAACAAGCUGGAGCGGCUGCCAGAGAUUGAACGAGCGUUCGUUCACCUGGACUAUGAGGUAUCGCAUCGGCCGGAGCAUCACCACCAUCUCUCAACGUUCAAUGUCCCGAACGCACCCUCGCCAAGCAGCUUCUCUGGUGAUCCAAGAUCCCCUUGACCAGGUCACUCCAUGCAAGGCGUUCGUCCGAAUCUAUGAUGGUUUGACCUUCUUGGAACAUUGCUAAAAAGAAAUUGGUCACAUGUUUUGCAUGCGGAGUUAUGCGUUCCUUCUUGGCUAUGUAAGCCUUUUCUAGGUAUAGCAAAAUGAUUUUAUAAUGGAAGUUCACAAUACCCAAC
This is a messenger RNA of Closterium sp. NIES-67, 1941 nucleotides long. Lineage: Eukaryota; Viridiplantae; Streptophyta; Zygnematophyceae; Desmidiales; Closteriaceae. The record is from the annotation of a GenBank genome assembly.